AUGAAUGAUUUGAGUUCUGCGAUGGAGGAAGUACGGUUGUCUUCACAACCGAUCGAUAUGGAGGAGUCUUCUGAAGCUGUGACGAUGGAGGAAGAUUCCAACAUGUCUGUCGAUGAGAAGAGAGAGCAGGAGUACAAACUUCGGGUCCUUGAAGCUUUGGAAAAAGGAGUUCAGCAUCAGCUGAAAAAGAAAAAAGAUCUUGGGGUGGAUAUUCUAUCUGAUCUGGGUGUCCUUGGCCAGAUGAAAGAGUGUAUUCUGGAUAAAAACAAAUAUAUCGACAAGAAACUCUCUGAAAAAGCGCUGUCAGAUUCAGCCCUUUCGAACUACUCGAGACAGAAUGCUCCCUCGGAAUUGGUACAUAUGCCAGACAUGCAGAACGAACGCGAUGCUACUGACUAUUACGAGAUGACUCCUGGGGGAUGUGAUGUGCAUGUGAUUCGGGUAUUCAUGACCCCGACAGAUAAAUCUGUAAAUCAAUUGGAAUUUUCAGUCUCACAUCACACACACAUGAUACUCGACCUCAACUCACCUGAAGACGGCAUCAAAUUGCUUGAAGAAGUCAAACAGAUGAUUAAAUAUCUCGUACAACACGGAGACUAUUCCAUUAACUAUCAAAACACCAUCAUUGCAAGACUAGAACAAGAUCGCGAAAUUAUUGCAACAACCAAACCGAGUCGUGAGCGCCGCGAAGCUAUAAACUUCCUUCAUAAACACUAUGACCGUUACGAGGCCGAUAAAAAAAGAAUGGACGCACGCAUGUUCUGUGGACCAGUCUUCAAUCGAAGACUUUUCAAAUACAACCAGUCUAAAGGAUUAGAGUUGAGACACCUUUCUGAUAAGAAAUAA
This is a messenger RNA of Caenorhabditis briggsae, 846 nucleotides long. The record is from RefSeq and is a predicted model, not a curated record. NCBI's taxonomy places the organism in Eukaryota, Metazoa, Nematoda, Chromadorea, Rhabditida, Rhabditidae. The transcript is spliced from 4 exons. Bases 1 to 846 code for a protein of 281 amino acids.